Messenger RNA from Nicotiana tabacum (common tobacco), 3185 nucleotides. Lineage: Eukaryota; Viridiplantae; Streptophyta; Magnoliopsida; Solanales; Solanaceae. The record is from RefSeq and is a predicted model, not a curated record.
UUCCCCCAUAAUUCUUCUUCUCUCCUUUCCUCUUCACUCUCUCUCGUCCCUCAGACUUCUCCGCCGCCCCCCACGGCGGCGGCGCACGUCCAAACACCAUCAAAAUUUCACCAUCUCUUCCUCUCUUCAUUCUCUACACCAAUCCAAACCCCCAAACCCCCAAAAUCCUAACCAAUCUCCUUAAAUCUAGCCUUGACCAAAACCCUAGCUUACUUUGUUCUUGAAAUUUCUCGAGUUUUAGCCGCCCCCACACCGUAACACCUACAUAAAUGGAUAGAUCUGAAAGAAAUCUAUCCAUUCCUACCAAUUUUAACCCCGAAAGCACCACCACUGCCGGCCAACCACCUUCACUGCCGUGACCACCCUAUUGUCGCUACAUCUCCACCGCUGAGCCAUUGUUCUUGGAUGAACACGAUCACGUAGUCUCUUUUUAUCUUUGACACAGUGCUGGAUUCAACUCUGGUUCGUCAGAGUUUGUGUUUUUCGGCAUUUGUCGUCGAGAAAAAGAGGCAUGGAGGUCGAUUCACCGUCUAUUUGUGUCGUACUACUGGUUCGAAGGUCGAGCGCUUAGGGAUGAGUGUACUUUACAGGAACUAUGCUCAGAAAAUUGGCUAAGUGUGGAAAGAAGUGCGGACUGCAUGUAUAUUGUGUGGACCGCACAAUUGUGAUUGCUACAUCAAAAGGGAACUGUGGUUGCACAAUUGCAGUGCGGACCACACAAAUUGGAAAGGAAAAAUGCAAACUCUCUGAAGUUUGGUUUGUCAGAGAAAUGGCCAAAGUGCGGCCGCACACCAAAAUGUGCGGUCCGCAACAAAAAUUUACAGUGGCACCACAAAUUCUGUAGACCGUAGAUCAGCUAGGGCUUUUGAGCCCCAGGUAUUAGAGUGUGGACCGCAAAAGGAAUUCUACGGCCGCACUCAUCCCUUUGUCCCUCAAGUCAGACUGUCCAAUAUAAAUAGUAACCUUAGGUCUACUGUACAUUUUUUUCCCUCUCUGAGCACUCAAAGAUCUAAAACAUUGCAAGCAUCUGCUAAAUCAUCCGCCAUAUAUAAUCAACAUCUAUGAUCACUCAUUUGCACUACUUCAUAUCUGGUAUGCUUCAGUUUCUUGUAGAAUUUGUUUUAAAUUUUUAGUUUAAUUUACAAUUUGUUGGGUAGUUUUAGGCCAUUUGUUAGUAGAUUUAAAUUUUACAACCAUGUGGGGUUUAAACUAUGUUGGGUCAACUGAUAAUUGCUCUAUGAGGAAUGGGUAACUUGAUUUUCAUGCUUAAUUGUUAAUACCAUUUCAAAUUUGUGAAAUAAUUGUUAACCCUAGAAAUUCUGCUCGUAAAUGUUUUGAAAUCUGCGGCCGCACAAGAAAUUGUGUGGUCCGCAGAAGUUGAGAUUAGGGCACAUUGAUCAAGCAUGAUUCUGCCGCCACACCGAACAUUGUGCGGACUGUAGAAAUUCCAUCGCAGCCGCAAAAAAGUGAGUGCGGCCGCAAAACAGCCCAAUCUCUGUCUUCAGAGAGUUGGAAUUUUGGUGAAUCUGAUGUGCGGCCUCGAUAGAAAAUGUGCGGACCGCACUCCAGUUCUGCGGUCACACUAAUAAUUGUGCGGACCGCAGAUCCAGUUCUGCAUUCGCAAGAAGAAAUUGUGAGGUCCGCAAUGCCCUGCCUGCGGCCGCACUUAUAAUUGUGCGGUCUGCACUCCCCUACCUUGCAAGCAUGUUUUACACUGUGUGUUCACUAUCUCUCUGGUGUGUUCUUAUAUGUUACACUUGAAUUACAACUGACACCUGCUAUUGCUUGUUACCGAAAAUGGUUAGAUCUCGAGGCCGAGGAGAUACUUCAAAGGGGAGGGGUGAACCUUCCAAAGGCCGAGGCAAAAGUACUUUAUCCCUCGCCCUCCAAAAGAUAAUCACAAAGAAGGCUACAGUCGGCCGAGGAAGAAAUGCAGAGCCCUCCGAAUCUAGUUCAUAUGCCCCAUCUAGUAAAGCAUCGGAGGGCAACUCAGUUCAAGAGCAGCCGACUAUCCAAUCAAAGCCACCAGAGAGGUAUCAACUCCGGGACGAGCCUUCCACAUCACAUAGCACCUCCGAGGGUUCGAAGAGUGCCAGUCAGGCUUCGGAGCCCUCCUCUACACCUGUCCCUGAGGUACCAGCGACUACAGUUGAUGAUAUUUCAGAUAAUAGCCGAAGGGAAGAUACGACAGUUGUUGGCCUUGAGAGGUCGAAGAAGAAAGAGAUUUGGGAGGACCGGUUUAUCAGUUGGGUGCUUUCACUAGCUUCCGUGGGUGGUGGCCGGUGAGGUUGCUCUCUCUUGAGCGACAGUUCCAAUUGAAAGACCUUGAUAAGUAUAAUCCAGCAGUUUUGAGACAGUUCCGAGAGCAGAAGGGGUGGAUGUGGUUCACCCAGAGUGUAGUGGACGCAAAGGAGUAUCUGGUCCGGGAGUUCUAUGCCAAUGUGGCGCACAUAAAGAAAAGGGACCAAAGUGACCAAUGUGAGGAAUCUGAAGGUGCGGUUUGACCAGCACACAUUGAACUCCUACUUGGGGUUUGAGGAUGUUGAGACUGCACAGUACUUGGAGAAGUUGGCGAUGGGAGAUGCAGCUCGCCCAUGGCUAGCUGAGAUUCUUGUAGCUCCAAGGCUACCACCACCAUGGACCACAGCAGGGGUUCCUAUUCAGCAGAACACCCUAAACUUUGAGGCGAAGGGAUGGUAGACCUUUGUCUGCAGCAAACUAGGCCCAUGCCAGAAUGAAACAAACCUCCCUAUUUUGCGGGCAGUUCUAGUCUCCUCCAUCAUGGUCGGGUACCCGAUCAAUGUGGGUGUUGUGAUGUCCGCCAACAUAAUUGUGGUUUCCAAGCAAGCUGAUACCUCCUACCCGUAUCCCAACACCAUCACUGAGUACCUUACGGAUACAGGGUAAAGCCAAGAGAUUUUAAUACGAAGGUUCGGGCUAAGAAGCCUUUCUCAUGGUAUUCUCUGAUGGAUGCACACAACCCUAAGAGAAAGGGUCAGCCGACUACUACCAUAGGCCAGUCUGAUGACCCAUCGGUGGUAGUUACAGAGACAGUUGAUAUGCCAUCCACUUCAGUAGAGCCUUCAGCCAGUGUAGCUGGCAUGCCCCCACCUUCAGCCUCAGUGCCUUCCACCUCGACUUUGAAGCCGGUACCGAUGCCCACUGCUCUACUGACUUCGCUGCGA